This is a messenger RNA of Pelobates cultripes (western spadefoot toad), 7435 nucleotides long. Lineage: Eukaryota; Metazoa; Chordata; Amphibia; Anura; Pelobatidae. The record is from the annotation of a GenBank genome assembly.
GUGCCCUAAAGGACUGAGACCAAUGAAGGAUGGAAGUGGUUGUUUUGAUUAUUCCAGAGGAAUUGACUGUUCAGAUGGAUCCAAUGGUGGCUGUGAACAACUUUGCUUGCAACAAAUAGUUCCUCUCCCAGAAGAACCACACGAGAGUGCUAUAUACAUGUACUGUGGGUAAGACAGGAAAAUUAACAUAAAGAGUAGUGAUAGACCAAUGAGGGAGUGGGUUGAGGAAUUAUUUAGAAAAUAAGUACAGAUACAGGUAAAAUGUAGGACAGUAGUAAUGCAAGAUGGACAGAGAGAGCAAUCCAGAAGUAAAAAGCAAAGCCAACAGACAUGUACCCUGUAGUGAUCUGCAUGCAACAUAUAAUAAACUUUGCCACUGGUUUAAAAUACCUGAGCAUCACUAAGUAUUUUCUCUCAGAAACCAAUAUUAAGUAAAUAAACCGACUGGUUUGAAUGCUGUCUACAUUUAUUUUUAUUUCAUUUAUUCCACAGAUUGUGAGUGGUGCAAUAAUUAGAAAGUUAGGCAUCAGCAAAUGUGCAUAAAACAGUGAACAAAAAGUUAGAAUGUUCUUUUUUUUUUUUUUUUUUUUUAUUAGCCCCUAUAGCCCUGACUAGACAGGAACAAGAAGAUUAUAAUAAGGUGUCGGUAAUGUAAAUGCAGAUUAAAAAAUAAUUAUUUCCAGGCAGUAGCUAGCAAUUUGGAUACUCUACAGUGAUAUCUCUCAGAAUCACUAUCAAAAUACCAAUUUGAAUCUGAUAAAUAGGAACCAGCCUCUCGAGGACAUCUUGUGAAUUGAUUACAUUUAAAUCUGAUGGGGAGGGUGACUUUUGUGGAGUACUAUGCCAUUGAUUACAACAAACAUGCCAAACUCAAAGGCUAACUUGGGCCAAAUAAACCAGGCUCUCACUCUCUGGCGCGUGCAGUGUCAGAUUGAGUGCCGGGUAGUCACGUGACACCCGACGCUCCUACACAGAGCGUGAGGGGGAGACAGUCCCCCUCUCAGCGUACAUUGUGUGUGGUUCCUUUAUGGCCUCUGCCUGGGGGAACAGGGGGUGCAGACUGAGGCUGGCAAGUGAUUUUUGCUCCCCUCUCGACCAGCCCAUUUGGCUGGGCCGCAAGUAAAUUAAUUGUGGGCCGCCCGUUUGACAUGCUUGGAUUACAAUGUUGACUGUUUAAAGAAGGAUCAUAUUUUAGAGACUCCUUAUUAUGUCCUUAUUGAUUUCAAAUAGGGCAAGUGUAGGGGUGAAGGCUGUCUCUAUACUUGCAGUAUUUUUCUCCCAGCCAAUGCUGCUGCUACAGAGAGGAUCUGUUUGUGCAAUAUAAUGGAUAGAGAAUAGUGACCAAGAAUUGCUAGUGUAGAUGUGUGAUUUAAAACUGGCACAGUUGGGGAAACCAGGUAUAUCAGAUAUUUUGAUUAAUAGGCAGUUCUAAUGGCAAUUGUACAGAUCUGCACUGUCACAUGAAUUCAUUAUAAAUAAUCUGCUAGGUGUAUAGCAGGCAUAGACAAUUACCUUGACAAUCUUUCUUAAUAUGAAACAAAGUGACAUGCCAUCUGUAAAUUAUUGCAGUCUGGUAUAUAUCUAGUUAGAUUAUAUAACAGUAAAAUCAUAAAUAUAUUUUAAAAAUAAAUAAAUAAAUAAAUAAAUAAAUAAAUAAUAGAGGCAGUCUCAUGCAUGUCAGCUUAUCUACAUAAUUUCAACCACUUAUACAUGGAGGUAAUGAGGAGUGAAAAUGGAUUAAGUUAAGUGGGGAAGAAAGUUGCAAGCUCAAUGAGAUGUCAGUAUAUAGCAAUGUUGGUCGAAAUAGCAAUCUAUGGCAUGUCUAGUUUAACCUCCUUGGCUAUAUGCAUGCGAGCUAAGGAGAUUUGGGUCACCACGAGGCUUGGGCUGGCAGAUUUGUUAAACCAAGAGCUGCCCUUUAAUUUGCUGUUAGUACUCAGAAUCCUUCUUGGAUGACAUGUGAUUGUUUUCAUAAUAUGUGUAAGAGGAAAUCACACUUUUAUCUGAUACACUUCCAAAGUAAUAAUCUGGAUUUGUUCCAGUGGAAUGCUGAGAUAAAACAUGUUGAGCUAUCAAAACAUAUUAAGAGUGGUAAGGAUAAUUGUCACAAUGCAUUUUAUGUGCAUGAGUAGCAAAAAUUACAAGUCCAUGCUGAUCAAGAAUGCAUAUGAGGGUGGAGCGGUGGUGGUUUUAGAUUCUGUGAAAUAUAAACUUGAAACGUUGACACAAUUGAAGGAUCAUGACACUUAUGUUAAGUUAAAUAUGUUUAAACGUGAAUUGUCAUGUUUAAUAGAUAAGGGUAUUUAAAAAAAAAAAAAAAGACUUUCAUCCGCUGCUGAGUUUAUCUUAAAUAAUCAUCCAGUAACCUUUCUCUUUCACCAUCUACCAAAGGUUUCAUAAGACACUUGUAGACUCAUCUAGGUAUAAUGUGGCUUGAGAUGGUUCCCUUGGUAAAAACCUCUCAGAGUGGGUUGAUUCAUAUUUGCACACUUGGUUGGCGCGUUACCUAAUAAUGCAAGAUAUUAAGCAUGAGCUGCACAAACAAGAGUUUAAAUGGGAGUUUGAGUGUUUUUGGCUGGCCGUGAAUGUGACUUUUCUCUACUCAAGCAUUCCAAAUGAGCUUCAUCUAGUAACUGGUAUUAUUAUUAUUAUUAUUAUUAUUAUUAUUAUUAUUAUUAUUCAUUUAUUUAUUUAUUUUUAAGAGUUUAUACAUUUUCUUGUAUUUAAUGUUUGCUAAUUCAUAAUGUGACAGAGCUCAAGGCAUUGUUGUGGGUGGUGUCAAUUUUCCUCCAAAAGUAUUGCAAUGUAUGGUCUAUUAGCCCAGAAAUAAUUUUGUUUUAGUCAUGGCAAUUCUGUUAUUUAUAUUGGUUCCUGGAGUGGAACAUUUGGAGUGAAGUCAGGGCUAGUGCUCCACUCCACAGUUUGCAUAUUGAUGAAUCCAGUCCAGGAGUUCUGGAUCACCAAGGUAGUUGUUCACCUGUUAGCAAUAAGCAGCACAAGGCUGCAUUGCAUUUUCCUGUCAGAGAUUCAAGGGAGAAGGAGGAGCAGUGAGUGAGAAAGAAUUAUCUCUCCACAACAACUUGCUGAUAAAUUUUUAUUCUGAAGAAGAAAAUAAAAAGUUAUGUUUGAAAAAGGUCUGUGCUUAAUUUUCUGUUUUUUUUUUUUUUUUUUUUUUUUUUUUUUUGGUAGCGGGUAAGCCACCCAACUAUAGUUAGUAGCAAGUGCUAGUGUUUAGAAAAGCAAGACUUUUUUUUUUUUUUAUUAUUUAAAUUGUUUAUUUGCCAGACUUAUUAAUAAAAAAAAUAAAAAUAAAAAAAUAAUGCAAUUUUAUAGAGAAAAACUCUAUAAUUGAAGUACAGACUCACCAGCUAGAACUAAAAUCAAAACAUUCUGGGUGGUCUUAAAAUCCCUAAAAUUACUGAAACAUAGAAACAUAGAAUGUGACGGCAGAUAAGAACCAUUCGGCCCAUCUAGUCUGCCCAAUUUUCUAAAUACUUUCAUUAGUCCAUAGUCUUAUCUUAUAGUUAGGAUAGCCUUAUGCCUAUCCCACGCAUGCUUAAACUCUUUUACUUUGUUAACCUCUACCACUUCAGCUGGAAGGCUAUUCCAUGCAUCCACUACCCUCUCAGUAAAGUAAUACUUCCUGAUAUUAUUUUUAAACCUUUGUCCCUCUAAUUUAAGACUAUGUCCUCUUGUUGUGGUAGUUUUUCUUCUUUUAAAUAUAGUCUCCUCCUUUACUGUGUUGAUUCCUUUAUAUAUUUAAAUGUUUCUAUCAUAUCCCCCCUGUCUCGUCUUUCCUCCAAGCUAUACAUGUUAAGAUCCUUUAACCUUUCCCGGUAAGUUUUAUCCCGAAAUCCAUGAACCAGUUUAGUAGCCCUUCUCUAAACCCUCUCUAAGGUAUCAAUAUCCAUCUGAAGAUACGGUCUCCAGUACUGUUUACAAUACUCCAAGUAAGGUCUCACCAGUGUUCUGUACAAUGGCAUGAGCACUUCCCUCUUUCUACUGCUAAUACCUCUCCCUAUACAACCAAGCAUUCUGCUAGCAUUUCCUGCUGCUCUAUUACAUUGUCUUAGGCAGAAAAAAUGGGCACAACAUUCACUAACUUCCAAUCUUCUGGGACUACUCCUGUUAACAAUGAUUGGUUAAAUAAAUCUGUUAAUGGUUUUGCUAGUACACCACUAAGCUCUUUUAAUAGCUUUGGGUGUAUUCCAUCAGGUCCCAUUGACUUAUUUGUCUUUACUUUUGACAGUUGAAAUAGAACCUCUUCCUCUGUAAACUCACGUGUAAUACAUGACUCAUUUAUCCUUUUUCUCAACUGAGGUCCCUUUCCUUAAUUUUCAUCUGUAAAUACAGAACAAAAAUAUUCAUUGAGGCAGUCAGCUAGACCUCUAUCCUUUUCUACAUACCUUCCCUCUUUUGUUUUUAAUCUAACUAAUCCUUGUUUUACUUUUCUUUUCUCAUUUAUGUAUCUAAAAAAAAAUGUUUUAUCCCCCUUUUUUAUUGACUGUGCUAUUUUCUCUUCUGUGUGUGAUUUGGAAGCUGUUAUAACUUGCUUAGCCUCUUUCUGCCUAAUCUUAUAGAUCAUUUUGUCUUCCUCACUCUGUUUUUUUUUUUAUAAUUCCUAAAUGCUAACUUUUUGUUUUUAACUAUUUUGGCCACAUCUGCAGGGUACCACAGUGGUUUCUUGAAUUUUUUGCUUUUACUGACAAGCCUAAUGCAAUGUUAUGUUGCCUUCAAUAGUGCAACGUUUAAAUAAUCCCAUUUCUCUUGGACUACAUUUAAAUUGCUCCAGUCUGAUAAUGACUCCUCUACCCAUAUUCUAAUUUUAGAAAAGUCUAUUUAUCUAAUGUCUAAAACUUUUGUUUUUGUGUGGUGUGACUCAGUCACUGUUCUUAUAUUAAACCACACUGACUGAUGAUCACUGGAUCCUAAACUUUCACCUACAGUAAUAUCUGAUACCAAAUCUCCAUUUGUUAACACUAAAUCUAGUAUGGCUUAUUAAAGUCACUCCAUGAUGAUAACUUCCCCCUUCAUUGUCAUUUUAGCUAUUUCCUCAACUAGUAGAUUAUCUAACUCUUCAAUUUGUCCUGGGGGCCUAUAAAUCACACCUACACGAGUUACUGUGUGAUUACCAAAUUCUAGCGUAGCCCAAACAGACUCUAUGUUUGCCUCACUAACUUUUAUUAGGCUAGAUUUUAUGCUAUCCUUCACAUACAAGGCCACCCCUCCCCCUUUCUUGCCUUCCCUAUCUUUCCUAUAUAAAGAGUACCCUGGUAUUGCUAUGUCCCAGUCAUUUUUCUCAUUGUACCAUGUCUCAGUAACAGCGACUAAAUCUACACUAUCAGUUGCCAUUAUUGCCACAAGUUCAUGGAUCUUAUUCCCUAAACUGCGAGCAUUUGUAGACAUGACUCUAAGCUUAUCAUUUUUUAACACACUUGCUACAGGCACCUUCUGUCCUUGUUUUGGGGGACAAUUGGAUUGAUGUUUUAUCACCCUUUUGCCCCCCCCUCCUAGUUUAAAUACAUCCUAGCAAAACCUCUGAACUGCUCACUGAGAACAUUUGUUCCCUUUUGAGAAAGAUGCAAACCAUCUUUUUUGUACAGCUUAUCUCCAUUCCAAACAGAGCUACCAUGAGAAAUAAAGCCAAAUCCUUGCUCCCGACACCAUUCACCAAGCCACAAAUUAAAGUCCCUAAUACGCAUCCGCCUGUCGUUCUGAGUGUUAUGCACAGGCAGAACUUCAGAGAAUGACAGUGUGGAAGCAACCUGCCGUAUAUCAUUGGCAAAAACACUAAAAACUUCCUUAACCUCUGAAACCUCAUUGCAAGCUAAGUCAUUUGUCCCUUGAUGGACAAGUACAUCCAAUUCCCCUUCCUGCUUUGCUUGCUUAACAAUAUUACAGAUACGUCUCCUGUCUCUGUGAGCAGUAGCUCCGGGAAGACACCUCACAAGACCACCAUCGUCCAUCUCCACACCUCUUAUAAUGGAAUCCCCCAACAACAACUGCUUUCUAUUAGGCCUCACCAUAGUCUCCAAGCCUGUCUCCACAACACCACUAGUCUCAUUGCCUCUCUCCACAACACCACUAGUCCCAGUGCCUCUCUCCACAACACCACUAGCCUCAGUGCCUCUCUCCACAACACCACUAGCCUCAGUGCCUCUCUCCACAAUACCACUAGCCUCAGUGCCUCUCUCCACAAUACCACUAGUCUUAGUGCCUCUCUCCACAACACCACUAGCCUCAGUGCCUCUCUCCACAACACCAUCACACUCUGAAAGUGCAGAAAAUGAAUUAUAAAGAGCAACAGACUGUGCAAACAGAUCGUUUAAAUACAUAUAUUUCAUAGAUCAAGAUCAAACAAGUUAUUUCUGACCUGAAGCCUUUCAAAGUUCCAAGUACAGACUGUUAUUUUACAAAAAAAAAUCCAGGGAAUAGUUUUACCAACUCUUUCCAGGACAUUUCAGGAUUUCCCAAAUUAUUCCUAAUACGAUGUUUCACGCCACUAUAUCUCCAAUCCUAAAACCGGGAAAGGAUCCCAUAUCAAUGUCUAACUACAGACCAAUAUCUCUAAAGUAGAUGCAAAAUUUUUCCCAAAGAUCAUAGCUAACCAACUCAAGCUGAUAAUUCCACAGUAAAUCCAUAAAGAUUAGUCAGGAUUUGUCAUGGACAGAAACCCAAUAGACAACACUCAUAAAAUAAUAAAUAUCAAUUAUAACUCAGAGUUGUCUAAAACAGGAAUGACAUUUUUAGCCUUACAUGCCGAAAAGGCAUUCAACAGAGUCAGAGUCUUGCCAUAAAAUUAAUUCAAUAGUACCAAUAUUGGCUCCUUCAUAAAUUAUAUUAGAAAUUUUAUUGUUAUUAUUAUUAUUAUUAUUAUUAUUAUUAUUAUUAUUAUUAUUAUUAUUUAUUUAAUUUUAAUUUUUUUAAAGCCUAUACCAUCCAUUCAUAGUUUAAUAAUGAGGGAGUUAUUAUUUGAUACUGAAGAUUUGAACUUGCAUGUGUCACACCAUACAAAGGAUUAUCAAUGAUCUAUUUAUGCUUUGUUAGACUCUAUUGCAUACCAUGGUUGAAAUAUUGACUCUUUUAGUUGUAAUUUGUAUGUGUAUAAUCAUAUUCACUUGAUAUGUCUCUUUAAUGAAGAUAAUUGUUAUGUUUAUAUGUUCAUAAGGCAAUGCAUUUGUUUUGCAGUUUAGGUUUGUAAAACUAGUGAGAUGUGUGUUCAGUAAUAUCUUUACUGUCUAGGUGUGUGGAAGAAUAUCGGUUGGGCCCAGAUGGUAGGUCUUGUCUAAUGGUGACUGAAAUCUGUGAAGGUCACAAGUGUCUACGGUUAGAAAAUCACCAGAACAAUACACUGUUUGAGGAGAUGCUGCAUGGGUUUGACAAUAAAACCCAGAGAGUCAACCAAGGGAGAGUUUUCCAGAUGAGCUUCAGGUGA